This is a messenger RNA of Notothenia coriiceps (black rockcod), 681 nucleotides long. It is a transcript of the gene prdx5, whose product is annotated as peroxiredoxin 5. Bases 1 to 681 code for a protein of 226 amino acids. Gene Ontology annotation, molecular function: thioredoxin peroxidase activity. The transcript has 5 exons. NCBI's taxonomy places the organism in Eukaryota, Metazoa, Chordata, Actinopteri, Perciformes, Nototheniidae. The record is from RefSeq and is a predicted model, not a curated record. Gene Ontology annotation, cellular component: peroxisome; mitochondrion; cytoplasm. Gene Ontology annotation, biological process: cellular response to oxidative stress; hydrogen peroxide catabolic process; cell redox homeostasis.
AUGUUGACGUGCAGCGGCAGCCUGAGCCAGAGGGCUAACGAUAGCUCACCACCAUCAUUGCCAUCUAACUCCACAAGUGAAGCUGUAUCCGUGGCCGUGGCUGUGCAACCUUCUUCUCCAUCCAGCCAGGAGGAGAGGCUGGAUUUGGCUGUGCCCAGCGGUGUUCCAACAGUUCCCCCAAGGGCCCCAACCGAUAGGGGACUCUAUGGCGCUAUUGAGACCCCCGACGCCAAGAUCAAAAGCUAUAUUAUUGCAACCGGUCUAUUGGAGGUCCAGGAGGGGGAGCCAGGGAAUAAGGUGUCUAUGGAUCAGCUCUUCAAGGGGAAGAAAGGAGUCCUCUUUGCUGUACCUGGAGCUUUUACCCCUGGUUGUUCCAAGACUCACCUUCCAGGUUUUGUGGAGCAGGCUGCGGACCUGAAGAGUAAAGGUAUGCAGGAGGUCGCUUGCAUCUCUGUCAAUGACGCAUUCGUCAUGGCUGCCUGGGGAAAGGAGCACGGAGCAGAUGGAAAGGCGGUUGAUCUGCUGCUUGACAGUGAUCAGAUUGUUCAGGCACUUGGGAACAAGCGAUCCAAGAGAUAUGCGAUGGUGGUGGAAGAUGGAGUUGUGAAGAAGAAUCAAUGUGGAGCCAGAGCGGACACCUGGGCUGACCUGCAGCUUCGGCUUCUAGAUGUUGCUGUCUGA